This is a messenger RNA of Cucurbitaria berberidis CBS 394.84, 1450 nucleotides long. Its product is annotated as DUF924-domain-containing protein. The transcript has a single exon. Bases 338 to 1150 code for a protein of 270 amino acids. The record is from RefSeq and is a predicted model, not a curated record. Gene Ontology annotation, molecular function: protein binding. NCBI's taxonomy places the organism in Eukaryota, Fungi, Ascomycota, Dothideomycetes, Pleosporales, Cucurbitariaceae.
ACAGAGACGAUGUAUCGCCAUCACUUCGACUACAAAUUAAAUUUAGGAUGUUAUUAUUUAGCAUUCGGACGACGGAAGUUCCCUUGAACGAUCAAUUAGUCAUCGGAUACUUAUCGGCAUCCUACAAGGACCGACGAGCUUCAAUUCCUAGCUAACAAGCUAGAACAGCACUAUGGCAUCGUCCGCCCUGGCACAAAUAAUGAUAGACCAUUACCCUCCAUAAUACCAUAGCUACUAAAUGCUCACACACCUCACAGCGCGAACGCCCUUGCGCCUCGUCACAUCCAGCCUAUUCCUCUCGAGCCUCCUCCCGCUUUCCACGCACCAUCGACGCGCGAUGUCUACCUUCCAGCUCGACCGAACAAUCUUCAAUCCUGCUUUAUACAAGCAAGUAAUCGACGUAUGGUUCCCUGACAUGGAUCUGCAGGGCCGCGAGCUUGAUACCAAGGUGAUGCAGCGUUGGUUCAUGGCUGCGCCUGAAGAGCGGCGCGCAUUCGACGGGGUGUGUAGAGAGGCGUUUGCGCCUGCGCUGGAGGCCAUUGGACCAGAGAACUUCCCGGACGCGAAUGCGCAGCCUUUUCUCGAUGAGGUGGCAGCCGUUGCGCGGAAGGAUCAGGGCGGACAAGGGGAAGACGCGGCGUGGACGGCGCUCAGUCUGACGCUCCUGCUGGAUCAGAUGCCGAGGAAUAUAUACCGCACUGAUGAAGGUUUGCGGAAUGUGUUUACGCAUUACGACAAUAUGUCUUUUCAAUUUACUCGUGCGCUGCUCGAUGGUAGAGCUCCCGUCACACGACUAGAUACACACCCGCUGUUCCGCUACUCCGCCGCGCAUAGACUGUGGUUUUAUAUGCCGCUCAUGCACUCCGAGGACAUAGCUGCCCACCAGCAAGUCGAUCACAUACUAGACGAGUACAGACGGGAGCUGGAAGGCCUACCAGGAUAUGCGGAAGGCAAUUUGAAAGGCACACAGAUGUUUCUCGACGGGCAGAGCAAAGCAGAGGUAAUGCAUAGGGAGAUUCUGGAUCGCUUUGGAAGAUAUCCGCAUCGGAAUAGGGCGCUAGGGAGACAGAGUACAGAGGAAGAAGAAGCAUUCCUUCAGGAAGGUGGCGCGACGUUCGGUGUAGGGCAGGGGAAGAAGGCAUCUUCAUAGUGGAAGAUGGUAAAGAAUUGAGUAACAGUAUUACAUCAUAUUGAGAUUAGGCUUUAGACACGCUUGUGUGAAUGUAUCUGAAUAGAAUAGCUCUAGGCUACUUUCCCUCAUGGAGCUGGCUUGGAACCUGACAACGCCUCUAGUACCAAUAUCGCACGCGACCCGUUCGUACGCAGUUGUAAUGGAACUUCCUAGGUCCUAUAGAGUCGCUUACCUCCGUGCAGAGACGUAGUAAUUUACCCCUGAAGGAGUGUGAUUGGUGCUAUCGUGGCUGCCUGUGGAAGUCUUGCAGCGAAAGCA